AUCCCAGAAGCAAGAGGAAAGAAUCACCACUCUUAGGUCAUCUUAUGCCACAAUGUCAUACAAUGUUCGAAAGGCUAUCAGAGAUGCAAACAUUGAAUUGGAAGAUUUGAAGGACUUUAUCAUUAGCAUGGACAAUAAACUUGAAAAGAAGUUAGAAGAGUGUCAAAAUAUUUCAAGCACCUUACGUCUUGUUGAUAAAGAAUGCUCAUUGAUCGACAUUGAACUUUUCUGUGCAGUAGUAGAAAAUUUUCAAAUUGAAGCAGCUGAGAAGCACAUCAAAGAAUACUGUGAUUUUUCAAGGGAAUAUUUUCAAUACAGUCCUAUUGCUUGCUAUCUAAAAGAAAGGCUUAUUGAAGUUUCUACAACUUACUCUCUUCUUCAGUGCGAAUCGGUGACUUACAUUUUUGACUGGGAACCUAGUGAGGAAUUACUAGAUGACAUCAAAGACAUACUUGCAAAGUUAUCUGGUAAACUUGUCAAGAUAAGGUUUAUUGGCAUUGGUGAAUCCACUUUCAAUGAUGAAAAUAAAUUCCUACAAUUAGAUGCUGUAUCUAAAUGGUUACAAGAAGGUGAAGUCAAUCUAACUGUUAAACGUGUUCAAAUGCUUGGUCCUCCUUGCUCUGGUAAAACAUGUUCUCAGCAUCUCUUACUAAAUGAAGAUCCACCUCAAGUAGCUGUCACUGACAGUACACCAAUAACUUGUCGUGCUGUCAAAGCUACAAGAAUAUCUGCCCAUGAUAAUUGUAUGGAAAGAGUUGAUGCUAAAGCUCUUCUUUCAAGAUUGGCAGGUGAUUUAAAGGAAAGUGCAGUAAAACAAGAGGGAGCUUCAUCUAAACAAAAGAAAACAACAAAAGAAGGUUAUGACACAAAGUUAAAGAAGAAGUCUUCAGAAACCAUUCCUUCUGAUAGUCCUGAGACUAUAGCAACAGAAUCAGCAGAUACAAUUGAAUCAGUAGAUACAGCAGAUACAGAGCCAGCAGAUGAUCCUGAUGCAAAGAUAAUAUGUAAAGAUAUUGUUAAAGCCAUUCCCAAAGCAAAAGCUAAUUUAAAUUGUAAUUGGGUAUACAUUGUUGAUUCUGGUGGACAGACAGCAUUUCAGGAGUUAUUGCCUUUGUUUACUAGACCUGCUUCUUUGAACAUCAUCACAAUAGACCUUUCUAAAGAUCUUGACGAGAAGCUUGAUCUACAAUAUCGAAUUGAUGGGAAAUCAUUUCCUUGUGAUUCAGAUUUCUCAUAUUCAAAUAUUGAGUUUAUAAAAGAUGUGCUGUCCUCUGGAGCUGUUUCACAGCCUUAUCACAAUAAGUACCCAGGAUAUUUUGUUCUGGGCACUCACAGUGAUCAUGACAAAGUAACACCAGAAAAGAUCCAAAAUUAUAAUGAUGAGUUGUCAUCAUUAACAUCUGGGUAUAAAGCAGAAAAAGGCUAUCGCAUCAUUCCUGCCAAACUUGGUGAAAUCAUGUACCCAGUCAAUACAAUGCUCAAAUCUGGUCCUGAAAGACAAAAAAUGUCCAAAAAGCUUUGUGAUCUAAUACUUAAUGAUAAGAAUUCGAAUGAUACAUUCCCUAUGCCAGUACGAUGGUUUGCUUUUGAGCUGACUUUGCUAAAGAAAGCAGGAAAUGGCAGCUGCCUCAAGAAGCACGAUGUCUUAUCUAUUGGUAGGAGCCUUGAAAUGGAGGAAAAAGAUACAGAGCAGGCUUUACUGUAUCUGCACAAUGCUACCAUUAUUCUUUAUUUUCCUGAAGUUUUACCCAACUUAGUAUUUGUUGAUCCUCAUCCUAUUCUCGAUACUCUAUCACGCUUAUUAGCUCUUACUUACAAUAUUGAUGUAGCUCAUCUGUCUCUCCUUACAAAGGAAGGGGUAAAUAUAUUAGAUUCUGAUGAUCUAGAAAACCUAAGGAAAAGAGGAAUAUUCACUAAAUCACUGCUGGAUAUGUUGAAUGGUGACAAGGAAUUUUCUACGCCUGAUUUCAUUGAGCUUUUGCUUCACCUACACAUUAUUGCCAAGACAAAUGAUGGUUAUUUCAUUCCUUCUGCACUGCCUCCUUAUACUGGUCCUCCUCCAGAAUCAGAUAUCAUUCACCCAUUACUAGUAGUCUGGCGCAACCUUGUCACUGAAGAAAUUUUACCUGUUCCCCGUGGAAUUUUUCCUCUAUUAGUUGUCAAUUUAAGGACAUUCAAGCAACCAGAAUUUCGUUUUCCUACCAAAGAUACUUCUACACAUCAAAAGUACAUGUACUUAAGAUGUCGAGACGCUAUGUCAUUUCGUGUUUUUGUUCACAAGGAAAAAAUUGGCACCAUUCAUCUCAUUAAGAAAAACAAAUGCAUUGAGAUUUAUUUCAAAGGCGAAGUUCUAAAAUACUGCCCACUUAUUCUUGAAGCAGUAACAGAAGCUAUUAAUAGCAGUAGUGUCGCCAUUAACUUGAAACCCGAUGGUCAUGAGUUUGCCUUUGCCUGCUGUUCAAAAGACUGCUAUCGUAUUGUCACAAAUGAAGCUGAAGAGAAAGUUGAAUACUUAUGUGACGAGUCCGCAAUUAUCAGUGGGCAAGAGAAGUACUGGAGCUGGCUUCAUGUUACUUACCAGAACCCAAAUAAAGGUCCAAAGUCACUUGAUAUCAAGGAUCUUAGAGAAAUAUUGAAAUUACUCAGAGAAGGUCAUUUUAAUGGUGAUUGGGAGGGACUUGGUCUAGAGUUGGGUCUAUAUAAGCAGCCAACACUCUCAAACAUACAGCAUAGUUACACCAAAGGAGAAGCUCCUCUUAGAGAAUGUCUUACUGCCUGGUUACAAAGAACUGAUGCUGUGAAUGAAUCUGGCGGAGCAACCUAUGCCUCUCUUGCUAAUGCUCUUGACACAAUAGGUCAAAAAGCUGUAGCUGAUCAUAUACGCAAAGAAUGUCAAAUUCACUUUCUACAGGAAGAAACUGAAAUUAGUACAUUAAAAGGCACUCCUCAUAUUUUGGACAUUGUUUAUCUAAGAGAUGUACGUUCAUCAUUAAAGAAAGGCAAUUUUGAUGACUCCAAGUGGCGUGAUCUUGGUGCUAAAUUAUGUUUACUUCCUGAUACUUUGAAAACUAUUGAAGAUGAUUAUUCUAAUGUCAGUAGACGUCUGAGGGAGACACUUGUGAAAUGGUUGGAAGGAGCCGAUGGUGUUUCACCUUCAUGGGGUUCACUAGUCAAAGCACUUGAUCAUGAAGAUAUUAAAAAGAAAAUGAUGCAGCUGAAGACAUAAGAUGCAAGUGGAUUAAAAGAAAACAUACAUAGAAUUACCAGUUACCACAAUUACAUUUUUUUUUCUAAAAUACAUUUUUGGCAAUGCAUUUUAAAUAUAUAUUUAUAAAUAAGAUUAAAAUUUUGACACACAAAAUAAAUUAGAAAAUGUUCCUGCAGAGAGGACAACUGCUCUUGUUACUAGUACUGAACCAUUUAUACUGAAA
Messenger RNA from Amphimedon queenslandica, 3431 nucleotides. RefSeq lists its product as uncharacterized. Gene Ontology annotation, biological process: signal transduction. Lineage: Eukaryota; Metazoa; Porifera; Demospongiae; Haplosclerida; Niphatidae. The record is from RefSeq and is a predicted model, not a curated record. Gene Ontology annotation, molecular function: protein binding. The coding region runs from base 53 to 3226 and encodes 1057 amino acids. The transcript has 6 exons.